AUGUUUGCAUCAGAGUCGCCGAUCAGAUGUGUUUUGCAGCCACGUCGAUAUCUUGGACCUGCUGAUGUGCCGGCACCAGCAUCUUACGUUCCGCAGCAAAAAUCAAAGUUGAAGGAGCUAGUCUUUGGUUACCUUGCAAUAAGCAGCUCUAAAAGUAAAGGCCGGCUUCGAGAAUCGGCGCUGCUCUCGAAGCAGACAGAGUCACCCAAAGGCCAGGAAACCCAGUCUACUCGUCGUCCUCAGUGCGGGGUACACACUGUGCCAUCUAUUAUGGGGGCCAACAGCCCAAUCCAGCAACGUGACUGGGACUCUCACGAGCACGCCGAAGACGCCCAACUGCGGCAUGUGACUCUACAAAUGGACAACAGCGAUACGAGAUCAGGUGACACCGACGGCGACAGCUGUAUGGAAGGGAUGUGCGAUGCGGCGGUUUCACGAAGCAAACGCAAAAGCAAUGUGAUCAAGGCAAAGCAGACGACCAAGGCCGUGCUGGGUCCCAAAAAGGAGCGCAGCAGAAAGAGCGCUAACGCCCCACCAUCGCAGCCAACGACGGAUGGAACCACCUGGGCACCUUGA
Molecule: messenger RNA, 576 nt
Organism: Parastagonospora nodorum SN15
Lineage: Eukaryota; Fungi; Ascomycota; Dothideomycetes; Pleosporales; Phaeosphaeriaceae
Exons: 3
Coding region: 1-576 (191 amino acids)
Source: RefSeq, a predicted model, not a curated record